Molecule: messenger RNA, 1292 nt
Organism: Phoenix dactylifera (date palm)
Lineage: Eukaryota; Viridiplantae; Streptophyta; Magnoliopsida; Arecales; Arecaceae
Source: RefSeq, a predicted model, not a curated record
CUUUCCACAGCUUAAGCACCCUCAUUUCACAGCCACCAACUAGUUAAACAAUACUAGUGUUGUCAUAGCCAUGGACUCCUCCAAGCUCUCAGCUCUUCUCCUUCUCAUGCUGUUCAUCUCCUCCGCCCCCAUAGCCAUGGCAUGUGAAGCCUGCCGUCAUUUCUCUCCCAAGACUCCCAAGGGACCCAUCAGCCUUCCUAUCAUCGGCAAACCACCCAUCACCCUUCCUCCCAUCAUCGGCAAACGGCCUAUAACUGUCCCUCCGGUCAUCGGCAAACGGCCUAUAACUAUCCCUCCGGUCAUCCGUAAACGGCCUAUAACUAUGCCUCCUAUAACUUUCCCUCCUAUCACCGGCAAACCACCCACCACUACCCCUCCGGUGGGCAAACGGCCUAUAAUUACUAUCCCUCCGGUCAUCUCUCCUAUAACUAUGCCUCCAAUCAUCGGGGGACCGCCUAUGACUCUACCUCCAAUCAUCGGAGGACCGCCUAUAAGUCUGCCUCCGAUCAUCGGGGGACCGCCUAUGACUCUACCUCCAAUCAUCGGAGGACCGCCUAUAAGUCUGCCUCCGAUCAUUGGGGGACCGCCUAUGACUCUACCUCCAAUCAUCGGAGGACCGCCUAUAAGUCUGCCUCCGAUCAUCGGGGGACCGCCUAUGACUCUACCUCCAAUCAUCGGAGGACCGCCUAUGACUCUACCGCCUAUAAGUCUACCACCCAUAAAUCUCCCUCCGAUCACCGGCACGCCACCGGUGACCGGAAACCGAGGCUGCCCGACACCCUGUUCAGCAACGACCUGCCCGAUCGACGCGUUGAAGCUCGGUGCCUGUGUAGACCUCCUUGGCUCAACAGUGCACAUUGGUGACCCUGAAGUGGAGUGCUGCCCAGACAUUUUGGGCCUCGCCGGAGUUCAGGCCGCAGCAUGUCUGUGCACCACAAUAAAAGCUAAGCUGCUCGACAUCAACGUCGUCCUUCCUAUCGCACUCAAACUCCUCGUCACCUGCGGAAACGCCGCCCCUCCUGGUUACACGUGCCCUGCAUAAACGUAGCCGCCUGGAGUCAUCUUAAUGAGAACCAAAAGGGGUUCAAACUGGUAGAUUUGAGGAGACAUGAGAGGAUGCCUGAGUAGAUCUCUUCUUUUGUUUUUCUUUCGUUGUACAUUUGUAUUGUUUUGGUGCAAUUGUUCAUGGUGGUGUCUUUAAUUAUUGGAAUGGACUUUUUGCCUUCUCUUAUUUUCUUUUCUGGUGUAUUUCUGUGUCCCAACAAAUAAACAGCUCCCGUAGCUUUCUUUUA